This is a messenger RNA of Aureobasidium namibiae CBS 147.97, 966 nucleotides long. RefSeq lists its product as uncharacterized. The record is from RefSeq and is a predicted model, not a curated record. The coding region runs from base 1 to 966 and encodes 321 amino acids. Lineage: Eukaryota; Fungi; Ascomycota; Dothideomycetes; Dothideales; Saccotheciaceae. Gene Ontology annotation, molecular function: sequence-specific DNA binding; zinc ion binding. Gene Ontology annotation, biological process: regulation of DNA-templated transcription. The transcript is spliced from 3 exons.
AUGCCGUCUAAUCUCCACAACGAGGUUGAAGCUCUAUCAAUUGAUCGCUCUUCUGGGUUUCGUCAAAAGCUCGUGGAUGGUAUAGAGGACUUACUGCUGGUGCUGGCCGAGGACGGUCGCGUCCUGUAUGCUUCGCCAAAAAGCUACUCGCUGCUUCAAAUCAAGCCCGAAACUCUUGUUGGAAAAUACAUCAGCACAUAUAUGAAUGUCGACGAUAUCCCAGUAUUCCUGAUCGAAUGGAAGGACAACAUGGCAUCGGGAAACUCUUGGAGAAGCCACCAUCGACUACGACGCAACGACGAUUCUUACAAACCUUUUGAAUCGACUUUCAAACCAUAUACCAAUGUUUCCGUGGACGACAAGACUGGCUCAAGAAUAAGCACAAAGAUGUGCUUGAUGACUUCACGGCCUUAUCAGAUUAGCAGCACAUCUUUGAUGGACUCGUUUCUCGAACACUACAUCACAAACAUUCGCCUAUCAAAUCAAGUGGCACGGUUAAAAGGAGAAGCCGAACACUUCUAUCGAGACACGAUUUCUACGCCGACGCCAUGUAACCAGGAUCCCGACACCACGGCUCAAUAUGCGAUCUCUAGGAAGGCAUCACCGCCAGCACCCCUUUCCACCUCCGAAUCCGCCGUUUCCCGCAAAAGAAGUCUUUCCGAAUCAACAACAUCCACAAAACCUCAAGUGGAUUCGGUAAUGGGCGACAUGGGCAUCGAAAUCAUCCCAUCGCGUUUGCAGACCAUGGAAGAGACUGGCGCCUGGACACCCAAGCCACGCACGAAAAAGAAGAAACCUGAUCUCGAGCAAGAGUUUUUGUGCAAAGAGUGCGGUACGACUGAUUCUCCGGAGUGGCGGAAGGGCCCCCAUGGCCUGAAGACGCUGUGUAAUGCUUGCGGAUUACGUUGGUCCAAGACGCAGAAGAGACCUACUUCAUUGCAAAACGAGGCUGGCUCAUCGCAAUGA